Messenger RNA from Aspergillus steynii IBT 23096, 1385 nucleotides. Its product is annotated as aldo/keto reductase family protein. The coding region runs from base 408 to 1259 and encodes 283 amino acids. Gene Ontology annotation, molecular function: oxidoreductase activity. Lineage: Eukaryota; Fungi; Ascomycota; Eurotiomycetes; Eurotiales; Aspergillaceae. The transcript has 6 exons. The record is from RefSeq and is a predicted model, not a curated record.
AUCCGUUCUGAUCUGCUCCGAUGUUAUACUCCAUCCUUGAUAUCGGCCAUACAUGAAGGCCAGGACAUCACGCCGGCCGGCACUCGCAGAGUCCGACGGUCGGCCUUCAGUUCCCAGCAGAAACCAUCUAGGAAGAGCCCCACGUUGAUCAACUCCACCGCGACUUUUGUCACUCGUCAGGAUGGCGGCCGAGGAAGCGAACUGCGGAACUGAAGAAAUGAUUGACCCAGACAAUUCGGUUUGGGUGAAGGGGGAGAGGAAAAAUUGGGGAUGAUAUAAUCCGGAAGGGUUACGCCAUUGCCGUUACGUUUCUCUCCGGUUGUCAUUCUCAUUCUUUUCUCCCCCUCGCUUUAUCCCUUAUCUGAUCUUCCUAUCUCAUCAAGGUGGAACGUCCUCUUGUCGACAUCAUGGCCCCGCUCACGCUGCAGGCCACUCAGAAGAUGGUCUCGGGAUAUGAGAUCCCGGUGGUUGGGUUCGGUGUGUAUCAAACUCCCCCGGAUGUCACGGAGAAUGUGACACUGAAGGCCCUGGAGACCGGAUACCGCCACGUCGACAGCGCUAAGUACUACGAGAACGAAGCCCAAUGUGUCGACGCCGUCCGGAAAUCCGGCGUCGACCGGUCCCAGAUAUUCUACACGACUAAAGUCCCCGCCACCCACAUGUCGUAUGAGAAGGCCAAGGAGGCGAUCGAGGCGAGUCUUGCGGACGCCGAGGGCAUCGAAUACAUUGAUCUCGUGCUACUCCACGCCCCCUACGGCGGCAAGGAAGGUCGACUGGGCGCGUGGCGCGCUCUCGUGGAGGCUCAGAAGACCGGCAAGAUCCGCUCCAUCGGAGUCUCGAACUACGGCGUUCACCACCUGGAUGAGCUGGAAGAGUACAUCAACAGCGGCGUGGGUGGACAGAUCUCCGUCGGCCAAUACGAGAUCCACCCGUGGUGCACAAGAGAGGACAUCGUCGCCUGGCUGAAGAAGCGCAACGUGGUGGUCGAGGCUUACUCGCCUCUGGUGCAGGCCACGCGCAUGAAGGAGUCAAUUCUGCAGCGCCUGGUCCGGAAGCACAACAAAUCCGGCGCGCAGAUCUUGAUCCGCUGGAGUUUGCAAAAGGGCUACGUCCCCCUCCCCAAGUCGGUGACCGACUCCCGCAUCAUCGAGAACUCGCAGGUGUUCGAUUUCGAACUGACCCAGGAAGACAUGGACACAUUGAAGACGAGCGCCUACGCGCCUGUCUGUUGGGAUCCGGCCCGCGAUUCCCGUUUGUAGAGAAAAGGACGACAGGCGUAGGCAGCAGCGAGCGUGUGGGAUCUCUCAGCGACCAUAUAAAUCCCCAACCAUAGAAUAGAAACAAUAGAAUACCCUGACAGCCGUGCACGCAGGUCCUCAGGAAAA